Messenger RNA from Mya arenaria, 946 nucleotides. RefSeq names its product probable peptidyl-tRNA hydrolase. Gene Ontology annotation, molecular function: peptidyl-tRNA hydrolase activity. NCBI's taxonomy places the organism in Eukaryota, Metazoa, Mollusca, Bivalvia, Myida, Myidae. The record is from RefSeq and is a predicted model, not a curated record. The transcript is spliced from 5 exons. The coding region runs from base 57 to 806 and encodes 249 amino acids.
GAAUUUUGACAUUGCACAUGCAUGUGAAAUAAUAUCAGUUAUUUUCGACACAAUAUAUGACUAUGUCAUCAUGUGGAUUGUUAUUUAACUUUAUAAAUAGGACCGGAUUGUAUAAAAGUAGCUGUCUCACAUUUUCUCGAUCUUUAUUCAUUUGUGAAAACGGAAAUGCAAGAAUACAGAGAAGAAAUCUGUGCCUUUCGAUGUGUUCAAAACAACAGAAUGAGAGUAUGGAAUCACAUCAGAAAGAAACCUUCCUGAUAGCGGGACUUGGCAACCCCGACAUGCCAAAGACGAGACACAAUGUUGGUAUGAUGCUGAUUUCACGCCUUGUCAGACUGACGGGGACAGCGAUGGCGAGGAAUAAAGGAUGUCAGGGACUAGUGGGCGUGGCAGAUCUCUCGAAUGUACGCCUGGUGCUCCUCACGCCCAAAAUUGCCAUGAACUUGAAUGGGAGGAGUGUUGCAAAGACAGCCAAAGCACACAAUGUCCCAGCCGCCCACAUAUACAUUGCCCACGAUGACCUCGACUUACACCAGGGAAAGGUCAAGAUAAAGGAGAGGGGAAGUGCCAAUGGUCAUAAUGGUUUGCGGUCAGUCAUAAGUUCCCUACAAACAGAUGACUUUCAUCGGCUUCGAAUAGGCAUUGACCGUCCUCGAUUAGAAAGCAUGGUCGGUGACUAUGUUCUUGAGACGUUUUCUAAAAGCGAGAUGGGACUGAUAAGCCCCGCCUUAGAUGCAGGGAUCCAGGCCCUGGGACAUCAUAUAGGGAAGAAAAUAGGAGUUCCUGCUGCCAAUGUGUUUAGAUAACGGGGGGACAGACUUUUAAUAAUAUUUUAUCAUUAUAAAUAUUACAGUACAUGUAAGUUAGUUAUGUUUAGAAGGAUGAAUUGUUUGUUUCUAUUAAAAUUAUGUUGAAAUCAGGUUCUGCUUUGGUUUAAAUAAUAUUU